Messenger RNA from Amphimedon queenslandica, 1931 nucleotides. RefSeq lists its product as uncharacterized. The record is from RefSeq and is a predicted model, not a curated record. Gene Ontology annotation, molecular function: protein binding. Lineage: Eukaryota; Metazoa; Porifera; Demospongiae; Haplosclerida; Niphatidae. The transcript has 10 exons. Bases 51 to 1931 code for a protein of 626 amino acids.
CCGUUUCCAAUCCCUUUCAUUUACUCUAUUAUCUAUGGGCUAAGUCAUUUAUGGCUAGACCACGCCUUGAUCUAUGUAGUAACCUCAUACAGUCGCGGCAAGUCUCCAUGUCAGAGCAAAGUAUUUAUAAAGGGAGGGCUAGACACUCAACUCCAGCAGUAGGAGGAUCACUCUACCUCUGGGCAGGUGCUCAGCUUGAUUUACCUGAAAUACUUGCUCGAUUACAUGAUUCACGUUCAAGAAGAAAAUUGGUCUCAGCAGUCGAGAAAUUUACUCUUUCAACAGGUCGCUGGACCUCUCACCUAACAAGAGGCACUCCUCCUUUAGGAAUUGUGGGCUACGUCUGUGCCACCUUUCGUUCUAAUAUUUAUUAUUAUGCUGGCUGGUGUGGUCAUGAUCGUUGUUUCCACAACAGUUUAAAUGUACUAAAUACACUGACCAUGAGCUGGAAUCAAUUGCAUCCUAAUGAUGAGUCCAUGAUGAAGAAAGGCUAUGGUGGAAUGCUAUCACUGGAAAUUGAUGGAACUGACUAUCUUUUUAUGGUUGGAGGAUCAGGUCCUAAACCAUCUGUCAAACGGCCUCAGUUUCAAUAUGAUCGGCUUGAUGAUGGUAUGGCUCGUACUAAUGAACAGUUACUUUAUAAUCUAUCUAAUGGAAAAUUUACUGUUCCAUCUGUCAGUGGACAGUGUUGUCCUCCAACUAGUUAUUUUACAAUCAACAAAAUAACUGGAAAUAAAGGAAUAAUGUUUGGAGGAGCAGUUACUUAUGAUGGCCUUGGUAUAACUACUAAUAAUGUGCACAUAUUCAAUGUGACACAUAACACAAUACAUUGGGAGAGUAUUAAAAAAGGAUCAAUAUCUGUUAAAGGACUUUGGCCUAAGAAGAGAUGCAAUCAUGCUAGUGCUGUUAUCAGUGGUGUCUCUACCUCACCUGCACUAGUAGUGAUUGGUGGAAGUGGUAGAACACGUCACCUAAUGAGUGAUUGUUUGUUAUUUGAUAAUAUCACUACUGAUGAGUUCAGUUGUAAGAAGAUUCCUCUACCAGAAUCUGUUACUGGUAGAUACGAUCACUCACUCACAGCGGUCACAAUGUCACCAAACUGUGUGUGGCUAGUAAUUGUUGGAGGGUUUGAUGAAUUUAAAUGGAACAUUUUUGGAGGAGAGAAUACACAUAUUAAUGAUACUAAUAGACUAACAAUGAUAGUUGAAUUUGUAUAUGAAGCUGGUGAGUGGAUAGUACAGUCAGUACUGGAUGGUCAUGAUCUCACUAGUAAGAAAUAUCAAGAAAAGUAUGAAUUGUACAGCAAGACCAGAACAUGGUGGAUGGAUCAGGUAGUAGAAUAUCCCACAGAGAAGGAAGCUGAGCUACAGAGAUACAUCCAGUUAUUGCAUCAAAAGCUGGCUGAAACCAAUAAACAAGCUAAAGUUGAUGAUAAUAAUAAACUGGAAGAGGUGUUAAAAGCACAGGUACAGAUACACAAAGAGAAACAGAUUCUUACUGAAGAUAUUGAAAAACUUAGAGCUACAGUUGCUUAUAAUGAAGUAUAUAUAACUGAAAUAGAAGAAGAGAAGAAACAAUUUGAGGAAGAGAAGAGAAAAUUAGAAGAACUGUAUCUCAAGGAGAAACAAAUCACUAAAGAAUUAAAAACGAAAGUUGUUGUUAAUGAAGUACAUAUAACUGACAUGGAGGAAGAGAAGGAAAAAAGGGAGGAGCAAUAUCGUAAUGAGAAACAGAUCACUGAAGGAGAAUUCACAGUUCCAUCUGUCAGUGGACAGUGUUGUCCUCCAACUAGUAAAUUUACAAUCAACAAAAUAAAUGGAAAUAAAGGAAUAAUGUUUGGAGGAGCUGUUAAUGAUGAUUGUCUUGAUGUAGCCACUAAUAAUGUGUACAUAUUCAGUGUCACACAUAAUAUAAUAGUAAGUUAUUAUUAG